Molecule: messenger RNA, 1868 nt
Organism: Prorocentrum cordatum
Lineage: Eukaryota; Dinophyceae; Prorocentrales; Prorocentraceae
Source: the annotation of a GenBank genome assembly
UGGGCAUGCCAUAAACAUGAACUGUCAGAGCUCCAGGCUGAUUUGUUGGAUCUGCGCUGGGGCCUCCUGGCGCGCUCCGCGUUUCAGCAAGGGGGGCCCAACGCAGAUCCAAGAAUUCCGCGCGGACCUCCGAAAGCUCAUGUUUAUGCAGUCUUCUUCUCUAUUCGACAGCAAGCCAGCUAGAUCGCUCCUUCCAGCCACGCUCGCACGGCAUGUCGUUGGGGAAGUUCUCGCCUGCGGCCUUCGCGCUGCUGCUCGCGGCGGCUCUGGCGGCUCUGGCGGCGCCGCCGUUGGCCGGCAGCGCCGAGGGCGAGUGCGAGGACGCCAAGACGAGCGACGACGCCAAGACGAGCGACGACGAGGCGGCUCUGUUGCAGGUUCGCAGCUCUGGAAACGCCACUGGCAACGCGACCACGCAUGCCUCCAGCAAGGGCAACGCCACCGGCAGUGCCUCCAGCAAGCGGGCGCGCUUCGUGCCCGCUCCCGGGUCCAUCAUGCCGGACGACAGGUGGACAACGAGGGACUCGUGCUUCAUCAACGGCUACUACGAGAUGGGGCAGAAGACGGACGUCCUGUACGCGAGCCUCGGCUCCGCGGACGUCUACACCGCCAAGGUCCUGUGCGUGAACAGGCCGGGCUGCAAAGGCUUCUCGUUCUACCGGGACGGCGCGGGGGACCUGCACGUCUACUACGGCACCGCGUCCGACGGCAGCGGCUGGGGGUGCCCUGACUCCGGAUCCGCCCUACUUUGGGGAAAUUCGUAAAUAGGGCUUGGAAUUUCCGCCUUACUUUUCAAGCCCCGCUGAUGCCAAUUUCCGCCCUACUUUUCUGUUGCUGGUUCUGUGGAUUUCCGCCCUAUUUUAUGUUGGGUGCAGCAAUUUCCGCCCUACUUUUUCGGCCUCUGAUAGGUGGAUUUCCGACGCAAUUUUAAGUUGGAAAAAAAGCCAAAGUAGGGCGGAUGCGGAGUUGAGGUGCGUCGAGAGCCCCGGGUGGACGACCGUGAUGCAGUGCCACGAGCCGCAGUGCUACCUGCCGCCGCCCACCACCACCCUCCCCGGAGAGCCCGGCCUCCCCGACCCAGUCUGCACGGACUACGGCACGGCCUGGACCGACGGCACGGACGACUGCGCGGCCUACGCCGCCAACAGCAACGGCCGCAACGACGGCUGGUGCGCCGUCUACGGAGCCACCAAGGGCCCCGACGGCUACUCGGCGCAGGAGGCCUGCUGCGCGUGCGGGGGAGGCGCCACCAUCGUCGCGGGCCGGCCCUACCUGGUCCAGGGCGUGUCCUUCCUGGCCUCCUCGCGCCCGGACGAGGGCGCGACGGCCGCGGGCGGCUGGGGGGCCCCGGAGGGGCGCCUGGGCGGCGUGCCGGGCGGCAGCGGCCUCGCCGCGCGGCUCCUCGCGGAGGGCCGCCGCCGCGCCCAGCAGGUGCACGGUGAGCAGGACGUGGAGGCGCUGCUGGCACUGCAGGGCACCACCGCCGUGCCCGAGGAGACGCUGUCCGGCCUGAUCCGCUCCGCCAAGCAGGAGCUCUCCGCGGCGGAGCCCGCGGAGCUCGAGCGCUGGCGCGGCGCCGGCCUAAACGAGCACGCGUCCGUGGGCACGUUCGCGAAGCUGGGCAUGGAGCUCAUGGUCGCCGGGGCGCCCCCGAGCCUGUCGCGCCUGGCGGCGCGUGCGCAGGAGGAGGAGGUGCUGCACGCCCACAUCAGCCUCGCGCUGGGCGGCGCGCGCGAGGGCGGCGAGCUGCUGGAGUUCCCCGAGCACACGCUGGAGCUCACGCGCGAUAAGGGCGCCCUCCACCGCGCCGCGAUCGCCGAGGGCCUUCGGGGUGAGGGCCGGGCCGCGCUGGAGCUCUUCGACCAGGC